CCCCCCCCCCCCCCCCCCGGAGGUCCGACUCACAAUAACACUUAGUGAGAUCUUCACUUUUGGGGAAACCUUCUGGAAGAAUUCUCUCACAUCUGCUUCUGGUUAGCAACAUAUUUCCAUUGGUAUGGUUCAAGAAUAGCGAUGGAUCCUGAAGGUUCACGCAUCCAAGAUGACCCGGAUGUCAGGGUAAUGAUGGCGGGGUCCACUCUCAGAAAAGUCAAGUCCAAAUCGUGGAAGAAGCAGCGCCAUUUCCGCCUCCUGGAGGACGGCCUGACCAUCUGGUACAAGUCCAGAUGGUCAGGGAGGGGCCACUCCACGUUCUCAGUGAUUGAGGUGGAGGCUGUGCGUGAGGGACACCAGUCAGAGGUCCUGCUGAGCAUCGCCGAGGAGUUCCCCCCUGACGUCUGCUUCACCUUGGUGUUUCGAGGUCGCCAAGGCAACCUGGACCUUGUGGCCGAUUCGGCAGAAGAAGCCACGGCGUGGAUCCAGGGAGUACGCAAGGUCCUUCACAAGGCUCAGACCAUGGAUGAGAAGGAGAGGCUGGACCAGUGGGUCCAGGACUGGUUUCAGAAAGCUGACAAAAACAAAGACGGGAAGAUGACUUUCAAAGAGGUGCGAACGCUGCUGAAGAUGAUGAACGUGGAGAUGAAUGAGGAGCACGCUCUGCAUCUGUUCACGAUGGCUGACAAGUCAGAGAGCGGCUCUUUGGAAAUCCAGCAGUUUGUCCAUUUCUAUAAGAUGUUGACUCAGAGGGAUGAGGUGUGGAAGGUGUUCCAGGACUACUCUGGAGAUGGAGAAAAGCUAUUGUUGGAGGAGCUGGAGAGCUUCCUGAGCACAGAGCAGCAGGAGGGAGAGCAGAGUUCCCAGCAUGCCAAGGAGCUGAUUGACAGCUACGAACCAUCUGAAACAGCCAAGGAGCAGAGCGCCAUGUCAUUGGACGGCUUCCAGGCCUACCUGUGCUCACAGGAGGGCUCCGUCUUUAGACCUGAGCACCGGGAGCUUCACCAGGACAUGAACCAGCCUCUGAGCCACUACUUCAUCUCCUCCUCGCACAACACCUACCUCCUGGAGGACCAGCUGCGCGGGCUGAGCAGCCUGGAGGCGUACAUCCAGGCCCUGAAGAGGGGCUGCCGCUGUGUGGAGGUGGACUGCUGGGACGGCAGUGAUGGGGAACCCGUCGUUUAUCAUGGUCACACUUUGACCUCUAAGAUUCUCUUCAGAGAUGUCAUCUCCACGCUGAAGGAGUACGCCUUCAAGGCAUCGGACUUCCCGGUCAUCCUGUCUCUUGAGAAUCACUGUUGUUUGGAGCAGCAGACCGUCAUGGCCCAACAUCUCAGUCAAAUCUUGGGGGACAUGCUGCUGACUGCCCUGCUGGAUGGACAGGUUCCUCAACAGCUUCCCUCUCCCCAGCAACUGAGGGGGAAAAUUCUACUCAAAGCCAAGAAAAUGAAUAAUCCAGGAGACUGCGUUGAUGAAACCCUGACGGAUGAAGUUAGUGAUGAGGAAGAGGUGGCCAACGAGGAUGCUGAGAACCUGCCUGCAGAGGAGUGUUUGAAGAAAUCCAAACUAUCCAGGGAGCUGUCUGACCUGGUGGUUUACUGCAAGAGCGUGCACUUCCAUGGCUUUGAGCACGCUCGAUCACAGGCCAAAUGCUACGAGAUGUCCUCCUUCUCCGAGUCCAAGGCCAAGAAGCUGGCUAAGGACGCAGGAACAGAUUUUGUGCAGUACAACACACGGCAGCUGACCAGGACCUACCCCGCUGGCCGCAGGACCGACUCGUCCAACUACAACCCCCAGGACAUGUGGAACGUGGGCUGCCACAUAGUGGCUCUGAACUUCCAGACAGCCGGCCUGGAGAUGGAUCUGAACGACGGGCUGUUCGGGCAGAACGGCUCCUGCGGCUACGUCCUCAAACCCGACUUCCUGAGGGACGGCGCCACUCCGUUCAGCCCCGAGAAGCCAAGGGAGCUGCCGGGCUACAAGCCCCUCCGCCUGUCCAUCCAGGUGAUCAGUGGGCAGCAGCUCCCCAAGGUGAACCAGAAAGAGGGCUCCAUUGUAGACCCCCUGGUCCGAGUGGAGAUCUUCGGUGUUCCUCUGGACCAGGCCAAAGAGGAGACCAGUCACAUCAACAACAAUGGUUUUAACCCAGUAUGGAAUGAAACUUUAAAUUUCGUCAUCCACACGCCUCAUCUGGCUCUGGUCCGCUUCGAGGUGGAGGACUACGAUAAGGCCUCCAGGAACGACUUCAUGGGACAGUUCACGCUUCCGUUCACGUGCAUCCAAGCAGGAUACCGUCACAUCCACCUGCUCUCCAAAGAUGGAACAGCCAUCCCUCCCUCCUCCCUCUUUGUCCACAUCAGCAUCUCAGAGCUCAAAUGAAGGUUGGACAAACAGUGGCCUGAAAAGGAUGGUUACAGCCUGCUCCUUUGCUCUGUCUGAUAUGAGGCAUCAGCCGGUUAGUGAGUGGACGUGCUGUGUGACAUCCAGAAAUAAUUACAUGGAUCCAUGGUUACAUUUAACAUUCCAAAGGCUUAUGUUUUUACUCAAACUGAACUAAGCACAUCAGCGUUAAGAUUUUCUGUCACUUUACCGUCGCUCAGAACUUCAUCAGGUGGGUUAAAGUUCACAUUGCACCUCUAUGUGUCAGAAAUCCUAUUAAGUUAUUACAUUAUUCACUGAAACAAGAUAUUACAUCUCUCUAAUCAAGGACUUAUUUUAAAUAGCUUCAAUCAGUAAUAGAAAGUCAUUAUGAAAUAAGGUUGAUGCAUGUCCCAACAAGGAACUAAAUAACUACGAUUCUAAUCUUAACUUUUUAACAACAUAUCUUUAACUGCUUACAUGAAGGAUAACUGCAUGUCUAUAAUGUAAAAAUACCCCAUCUGCCUUUUAAUAUAUUGUGUAUGCAGAAGUGACAGCACCUGAUAUAACUGACAUGUAAUAGAAUGUGAAACUGUAUUAUCAACAUUCUACAAUGAAUCACUCAGAACUUUGCAUCGUUACUGUACAUUUAGUGGCCUGCUUGAGUUAUUUCUAU
Messenger RNA from Pungitius pungitius (ninespine stickleback), 3034 nucleotides. RefSeq names its product phospholipase C, delta 4b (gene plcd4b). Gene Ontology annotation, molecular function: phosphatidylinositol-4,5-bisphosphate phospholipase C activity; calcium ion binding. The record is from RefSeq and is a predicted model, not a curated record. The coding region runs from base 142 to 2379 and encodes 745 amino acids. Gene Ontology annotation, biological process: release of sequestered calcium ion into cytosol; lipid metabolic process; phosphatidylinositol-mediated signaling. The transcript has 16 exons. Lineage: Eukaryota; Metazoa; Chordata; Actinopteri; Perciformes; Gasterosteidae.